Molecule: messenger RNA, 2198 nt
Organism: Pongo pygmaeus (Bornean orangutan)
Lineage: Eukaryota; Metazoa; Chordata; Mammalia; Primates; Hominidae
Gene: FBXO15
Product: F-box protein 15
Exons: 10
Coding region: 776-2080 (434 amino acids)
Cellular component (GO): SCF ubiquitin ligase complex
Molecular function (GO): protein binding
Source: RefSeq, a predicted model, not a curated record
CUUUCUACCCUGCAACGUGGGGUACCCUGAGUUAUGACACAAAUAGAGUAGCCUCUCGGGGAAAUAUUUUUUUCUCGCGGCGCCUGUGGCCGGGGAUGCGCGCACCUGCUAGGACAGGUGCAGGUCCAAGAGGUCGCUUCUCCGGGAUGCGUGCCCUAAAUUCACGUGUGCUCCGCCCCUGCCUUUGUAUUUUCGCUCUUCUGUAACCAAGAAUCUCCCUUCUUGUUUUUCAUGACGUUACAACUUAGGGAAGUAGAGUCUGUUCAUCAAAACCUUAUCAAUUUACACCCUCAUUCCCCAAGCAGAUACCUCUGGCAGGCAGGUUGGUCUGGCGGGUGGGGGGCAGCACUUUCUGCACCUCCAUCGUCAAGGCUAAGUUGCCAUCUGCAUCGCCAGGUCUUGCUCAGCUCCUAGUCCCAUUCUGCCUGUCUUCCUGUCUAAAUGCAGGAGCCUGUGGUAUUCUUGUUCUGCUCCAUAGAGGCUCGUCUCUCCAUUUCUCUUGGGGUUUCCUGGAACUGAAGCGUGGUCCUCUCCUACAGUGAGAGAGAAGGCAAUUUUGAAGACUUAGGAAAGGAGCAGGAGGCUGCAUCUGCUUUCCAGAAGCAUCUUCAGCUUGAAGAAGUAAAAUGAUCCAGUGCAUCAGAAGUGUCAGCAUGCAUAAUGAAAGGGGCCAGGGGUCAAGCUUUCUGCAGGCUCUGCUGCCCUGAGGUGCCAUGCCAGAGGUGGACAGCACUGGGAGAGCUCUUUCUCCUGCUGUUCUGGGUUCCUGGAUGGAAUGCCUUCAGAAAUCUUGCUGAAGAUAUUUUCCUACUUGGAUGCUGUGAGCCUUCUGUGUACUGGAUGUGUGAGCAGGCGCUUUUAUCAUCUAGCCAAUGACAAUUUUAUUUGGAUUGGAAUCUACUCAACUGCUUUUUCACCUACAAGAUCAAAUUGGAAAGUUAAUUCAGUAGAGAAGAUAGCUAUGUCUAUGAGCUUUCUUUCAGUUCAGGAUAAAGAAGCUGGUUAUUGGAAGAAAGAAUAUAUCACAAAACAAAUAGCAUCUGUAAAAGCCGCACUAGCUGACAUUCUCAAACCUGUCAACCCUUACACAGGCCUUCCAGUUAAGACCAAAGAGGCCCUCAGAAUAUUUGGUUUAGGUUGGGCAAUUAUACUCAAAGAAAAAAAUGGAAAAGAAUAUAUCAUGGAGCAUGCUGAUCUUUCCAUAAAUGACACAUCAGUUACUGUUAUAUGGUAUGGCAAAAAAUGGCCGUGCCUAGCAUCAUUGUCAACCUUAGAUUUAUGUGGCAUGACACCAGUUUUUACAGACUGGUAUAAAACUCCCACCAAACAUAGACUCCGAUGGCAUUCUUUAAUUGCAAAGUACGAUCUGAGUCAUUUGACUGUAUCUACCAUGAUUGGCUGUGACAGACUCAUUCGGAUCUUCUGCCUGCACCCUGGCCUCCUGGUGGGAGUGUGGAAGAAGGAGGAAGAACUGGCUUUUGUUAUGGCAAAUCUUCAUUUUCAUCACCUUGUGGAGAGGAGCACAUUAGGCUCGGCCACUAUCCCCUAUGAACUGCCUCCACAUAGCCCCUUUCUGGAUGAUAGCCCCGAGUAUGGAUUGCACGGCUACCAACUCCAUGUUGAUCUGCACAGCGGUGGGGUUUUCUUCCUAUGUGGUACAUUUCGCAAUCUCUUCACCAAGAAAGGAAAUAUUGAAAAUGGACACGUGAAGCUCAUUGUUAUACAUUUAAGAAAUAACAGAGAACACCUACCUCUUAUUGGAAAAGUUGGCCUCUCGUGGAAAACUGAUAUUUUUGAUGGCUGUAUAAAGAGUUGUUCCAUGAUGGACAUAACUCUUUUGGAUGAACAUGGGAAACCCUUUUGGUGUUUCAGUUCCCCGGUGUGCAUGAGAUCGCCUGCCACACCCUCUGACAGCCCUAGCUUCUUGGGACAGACAUACAACGUGGACUACGUUGAUGCGGAAGGAAGAGUGCACGUGGAGCUGGUGUGGAUCAGAGAAACCGAAGAAUACCUUAUUGUCAACCUGGUCCUUUACCUUAGUAUUGCAAAAAUCAACCAUUGGUUUGGGACUGAGUAUUAGCAGUAGGUGGCAAAUUAUUGUUGUUAUUUAGUUGUUUAUUUUUGACUGGCUUUGUUCUUGGUGUUGAAAGUUAAAAUAAAGCAAAUCUGCAGAGUGCUGUGCGAUGCCUUUCAUCUCA